CACGCACCAACCGACACCGGCCACCGACCGACGACCUGACACAUGUCUCGUGAGUGUGUCCUCUCUGCUGUGCUGCUCGUGUGAAGCAUGGCGCGCGGUCCGGGGCGGCAAACGGGUCAUCAUCCACUCACAUGCAUCUCGACACGAAAAUCAGCAGACAGGCAGACAGGCGUUCACAUUUCAACGGGACGGGCAUACCGAUGUGAUGGUAUGCCGUCUUGGGGUGUGUAAAUGGCAUAAGAAGACAUGCAUGUACGCAACGCCGACCGACACUACAUACACGCCGCCCUUCCCUCGUGCGCCCCUCUCUCCCUCCCCCUUGCAGCACGCAUAAAGCAGCGCGGCAGCCAAACGUUAGGUGCCUCGAAAACAGGCCAUGCCAACGGAUGAAUGGGCGCAACGGACAGACGUAUAUACACGUGUACGCAGGUGAAUGGAUGAAUGCGGCAAUCAUGCAGGCAGGCAGGCAGACAGACACACAAACAGGCAGGCAGGGAGGAGAUGAAUAAGUGUAUGCAUUCAUCACCCCACCGCAACCACACACAAGCACCACACGCAAACCUCACACACAAAACAGGCACUUUAUGAAUAGACGGCCAUGCCCCAAGACGGUCACACCAUCACAGCACACGCACCAGACAAGCACAUAGGCACACACGGACUAAAGGGAAGAGGGGGCGGGCAAGGAGGCACCGGGCAGCAAUCAGGAGGUGAGCAAGCACGGUCGCGCGAACAAGCACAGGAUGAGUAAGUCAGCGAAUUGAUAAAUUGGUCAGUCAGGGCAAUGCAUCAAUGGCCACACAGCACGACAGACAGCCAGACAGCGGAGGAAACACACAAGCAGACACACAUCACAUCACACACUGACGUCUCACACGCCAUCCACGCACUCCCCUACUCCUCCUUACUGACCUGUUUGUGUCCACGGCUGCCUACGAGCACAAAUGCGUGGCCCUACGGUGUGUGCGUCUCUACGUGUCAACGUGUCAACACGGGUGUGUGUCUGUCUGUCAGUCUGUCUGUCUGUCUGUCUGCAUCGGCAGGUUCAAAUACUGAGAGAGGGACAGCUGGAUAGUGGGUCGCCCCAACACCCGGCCCACCUGCCCCUCACUCACUCACACACACAGCCAGCCAGAGAGAGAGAGAGAACAAAGCAUGCACGUAGACGAAGAGACAGGGCAAAUUGAGACGACUAAACGGCUCGGAAGCAUGUGUGUAUGUGUUAUCCGUACACGCACUCAGUGUGUGUGUGUGUGUAUGUGUAUACACACACACGUAUAUACGUACGGGACGAACUGUAUACGACCUUCUCCCAUGCAUCGUGUACUGGGCGACCACGAUAAGAGAAACGGCCAGACAGACAGACAGACACGGCGGGAAACACGAGCCAUCCACCAAUAUGGAUGCAUGGCGAGGCGAGCAGGCGGGCGAUCAACGCGUUGAAAAACUGCCGCAGACUUGUGUACGCGAGCAGAGAUCCAUCUCAUGUGUGAGGGGGGAGGGGCAGCAGCACCAACCAUCGAGCACUCACUCACCCAGAUACAAAGCGUGAAACCAAUCAAUCAGCCAACCAGCGAGAGAGCGAGAAACCCGUCACAUCCGUCAUGUGGGCUCACUGUGCUGCACGCACGCAGAUAUCGAUGCGCAUACUGCCGUGUGUGUGUGUUUGUGUGUACGUCACCUGGCUGCUCCGCUGCUGUCAGGCACACACGCAAUGCACGAGACCACAGAGGGCCGUGCAGAAUACAAAGGGACAAUCACAUCGAGCAUACGAUAUUAAUUACUCACGGCGAAUGAAUACCCAGACAGAAAUCGAGACAGACAGACAGACAGACACGCCUGACCUCCCCGCACCAGCAGCACAAAACACCCAGGAUCAAAAAGCAUUGAGUGGCCGUCCCCCCUCCCUGUGUAAGGAUCAUAUGCAGCCGUGACCACACCGGUGCGUGGUCCACGCCACGUUCCUCUUUUAGAUGGUCAGCCAGGCAGUCGAUACACGCACCACACCACACCACACCACACCACGCCACGGCACGGCACGGCACGGCAAAAAUGCGGCUCAUCCCAUCCCUCCCCACUUGACACACACGUAAGCACAUCCAUGCACACGGGCAGCCAGACAGACAGGCAGGCACCGGUCAGUCCACAGACACUCACUGACCGCAUUCAGCACAUGUAUGUGUGUAUGUAAGUGUGCACGGGCGAUAGUCACAUUUCACAACACAAAAUGUCAGUCAAUCCAUCCGGCCCCUCCGAUCGAUCGACCCAUCAGCCAGCCAGCCAGCCAUUCAACCCAACACACACCGGCACGCCACACGAAGAAAAGCGCUUGAAAGAAGCGAUAAGAUAAACGGGCGGACAGCCGUCCAGCCAGCCUUUCGUCAGCACACACUGUCACUCCUAUGAUACGGCACACCACUCACUCACUCACUGGACACUCAGGUGAUGACUGGACGGACGAGCACUCAGGCAGGCAGUGAGGCAGCCAGUCAGUGACCCACUCACUCACUCAACGACUCAGGGGCUUCCGCCCCUCCCGCGUCCUUUCUUUCCCCUCUUAGACCCCCCUAGUUGUCGCCGGUCGGCGGAUGUAUUGUCUUGGGGGAGUCCUGGGUGAGUCGCCCCUCUUCGUAGUUUUCGCGCGUCGACUGAUGGGUUGGGCUCUUUGAGGACAGGCAGCGUGUUGCCGACCUCAGCCUGGACCUCGUAGAUCUCUGACAACUCGGUGAGGACCUCUUUCUGCUCGUCAGACAUGGCAUCGAGAUUCGGGCUGACAAACACAACCAUGCAGACACGCAGAUCCAAUCCACAGUGCACAGCUCCUGCCUGCUUGUCUCCCUGCCUUCUGUUCUCACCCGUCUGUCGGAUUGUUCUUGGGCGCAUCAUCUGGCUCGUCGUCGAGGGCAUCUUGGUGCACCUCAGCCACAGACUCACCAGGCAGAUCACCGCCCUCACACACAACUGCACUCACACACGCGACACGGUCAGCGUGAAGUGAGCACCUGCCGUCUCCGUGUUGUCUGGCCCUGCACCACCGUGCAGCUCACCUGUGUUGAUGCUGAGCAGGCAAACCAGAGCCACGAGGCCAAGCAUCACCCAGUGGCGCGACAUAUCCGAUAAGAGAACGGUGUUGAGUCACGUGGAGCCGUCGGGGCAGUAAACAGGCUGACAAUCGCACACUACCAAUGGCGCGCAAUCUGAGGUGCUCCCUGAAACCACUGAGCUGACACCUCUUCGCACAGCAGCAGCGGUUUCACG
Molecule: messenger RNA, 3258 nt
Organism: Vitrella brassicaformis
Lineage: Eukaryota; Vitrellaceae
Source: the annotation of a GenBank genome assembly